AUGCACGGGGGCAAGAGAGGGCUGGUAGCACCCAAAACACCUUUUUGGAAAAAUAUUGUCCGGCGCUCCAGUGAGACUAGUUUCCUGUUGGGGAAUGCCCAGAUAGUGGAUUGGCCGGUGGUUUAUAGCAAUGAUGGGUUCUGCAAGCUGUCUGGCUACCACAGAGCUGAGGUUAUGCACAGGAGCAGCACCUGCAAUUUCAUGUAUGGCGAGCUCUCUGAUAAGAAGACUAUUGACAAAAUCAGACAGACCUUUGAUAACUAUGAGUCCAAUUUCUAUGAAGUCCUGCUGUAUACAAAAAGUAGGACACCAAUAUGGCUUUAUAUGCAGAUAGCCCCAAUAAGAAAUGAAAAUGAUAAGGUGGUCCUUUUCCUCUGUACCUUCAGAGAUAUUACCUUAUUCAAGCAGCCUAUUGAAGAUGAAUCCACCAGAGGAUUGACCAAACUUGCAAGGCUGACACGGGCACUAACCAACAACCGCAACCUUGCACAACAACUAGCACCACUGGGCAAGACCGAGGUUAGCCACAAGCACUCCAGACUGGCUGAGGCCCUCCAACUAGGAUCCGACAUUCUCCCUCAGUAUAAGCAAGAGGCCCCUAAGACCCCACCUCACAUCAUCCUCCAUUACUGUACCUUCAAGACCACCUGGGAUUGGGUCAUCCUCAUCCUCACCUUCUAUACGGCCAUCAUGGUGCCCUACAAUGUCUCCUUUAAGACCAAGCAAAACAACUUGGCCUGGCUGGUGCUGGACAGUGUCGUAGAUGUCAUCUUCCUGAUCGAUAUUGUGCUGAACUUCCACACCACCUUUGUGGGUCCUGCCGGAGAGGUCAUCUCUGACGCUAAGCUGAUUCGAAUGAAUUACAUGAAGACCUGGUUUGUCAUUGACUUGCUGUCCUGUCUGCCCUAUGACAUCAUAAAUGCCUUUGAACACGUGGAUGAGGACCACAUUACUGGUACCUCGCCAACAAGUCAUCUUCGAGACUCUUCACAUUUUCAGAGGAAUACCACACGUGUAGAAGACUCUCUACUCCCAGGCCUCAGUAGCCUAUUCAGUUCACUAAAGGUUAUCCGGCUGCUUCGGUUAGGCAGAGUAGCCAGGAAGCUGGACCACUAUCUGGAAUAUGGUGCGGCUGUUCUGGUCCUGCUGGUGUGUGUCUUUGGCCUCGUAGCCCACUGGCUGGCCUGCAUCUGGUACAGCAUUGGAGACCAUGAAGUUAUUGACGAGACCACCAACUCCAUCAAGACAGACAGCUGGCUGUACCAGCUGGCCCUCAGUAUUGGUACACCCUACCGUUACAAUGUGAGUGGAACGGGGCAGUGGGAGGGAGGGCCCAACAAGGACACGCUCUACAUUUCCUCCCUCUACUUCACAAUGACAAGUCUUACCACCAUUGGAUUUGGCAACAUUGCUCCGACCACGGAUGGGGAGAAGAUUUUCUCUGUGGCCAUGAUGAUGGUGGGCUCCCUCCUGUAUGCCACUAUCUUUGGAAACGUCACCACCAUCUUUCAGCAGAUGUACACCAACACUAACCGCUACCAUGAAAUGCUCAACAAUGUGCGGGACUUCCUGAAACUUUACCAGGUGCCCAAAAGUCUGAGUGAGAGGGUCAUGGACUUCAUAGUAUCCACAUGGGCUAUGUCUAAGGGGAUAGACACAGAUAAGGUUUUGUCAAUUUGUCCCAAAGAUAUGCGGGCAGACAUCUGCGUCCACCUCAACAAACAAGUGUUUAAUGACCACCCAGCAUUUCGCCUUGCCAGUGAUGGCUGCUUGCGCUCUCUGGCUGUGGAGUUUCAGACGACACACUGUGCACCUGGAGACCUCAUUUUCCACAUAGGCGAGAGUGUCGACACCCUUUGCUUUGUAGUUUCCGGUUCACUAGAGGUCAUUCAGGACGAUGAGGUUAUUGCCAUUCUAGGUAAAGGCGAUGUGUUUGGGGACGUCUUCUGGAAGGAGGCCACAAUGGCUCGUGCUUGUGCUAAUGUGCGGGCAUUAACCUACUGCGACCUGCACGUCAUCAAAAGAGAGGCUCUGAUGAGGGUGCUGGAGUUUUAUACUGCUUUUGCCCACUCAUUUUCCCGCAACCUCAUCCUCACCUGCAAUUUACGUAAACGGAUAGUCUUCAGAAAGAUUGCUGAUGUGAAGAGGGAGCAGGAGCACCAGAGAAAUGAAGUCACUCUGUCCAUUCCUGACGACCAUCCAGUUCGCAAGCUGUUUCAGAAAUUCAAACAGCAGAGGGACGUCAACAUGUUGGGAGACACCCAGGCUUAUCUGCAGCACAACUGCUUGCAGGUGGAGCCCCAGCACCAUCAUCAGAGCGACUUGAACCCACACACACCAUGUCAGCCCCAAUCCUCUGAAAGGCAGCAGCAAUACAGCGCCGCACGGCAGGAAAACACAACCGGCACAGGUGGGGGAGAUACAGGCAUUGAGUUUAGCAUGGCUACUGUCUCCAAAAAUGCUCUCUCACGGGGCCCUCGAGCAUUUGUCCUCGCUGAGAAGUCAGACCAAAGCUGCAUGCAAGAGGCCGUGGAGCUGAGACCCUGGUCUUGCACGGUAGAUCAAAAGUGCAAGAAGGUCAGCAGCCCUGUACAGCCCAGGGUCAGAGGUGGAGAGGGCGCUGCGGGCAGUUUGGCAAGGGGCGGAGGUGGUCGAGGAUGGGCAAAGUUUAGAAGUGCAACUGUGGUUACACCAGCAACUCUUGCUGAUGAGCAAGAAAAGCAACCGCAGAAAGAAGAGGAGAACUGGGCCGAAGGGUCCCAAUCCUUUGAGCAAUUACGUCCCAACAGCAAAAAUCCGGAUCAGGAAGGUGGCGAGACGGGCAGUACAGGUGGGGGCAAUGGUGCAGGAGAGGGAGGGGAGGAGAAGAACACCCUACACAAAACUGACUCAUAUGACAGUGGCAUUACAAAGAGUGAUCUACGUAUCGACCAGGCUGGGGAUCCACGCAGCCCAUUUGAACGAAGUCCUUUGGAAAGGAGCCCAUUGGAGAGGAGCCCAUUUGAACAAAACCCUGGGGUUGAAACCGAGGCCUCGCUCAAACAUUCUUUUGUACAGUCCAUGUCUGAGCAAGCUCUCCUGCAAGCGACGCUGCACGCAGCCAAGCUGGAGCUGAAGGAGGACAUUCAGAUAUUAAGCGGCAGACUGUCAGUCCUUGAGUCUCAGGUGAGUCAGAUCCUCCGAUUGCUGUCAGUAAAAAGGAGGCUGUCACUGCCACAGACUUCAACCGCUAAGGCGAGAAACAAAAGCCAGGACUUUUUUGGUGUUCCUGGGCCGGUUACACCAGAGCGAGAAGAUGGGCCAUUUUGA
Molecule: messenger RNA, 3309 nt
Organism: Lampris incognitus (smalleye Pacific opah)
Lineage: Eukaryota; Metazoa; Chordata; Actinopteri; Lampriformes; Lampridae
Product: potassium voltage-gated channel subfamily H member 5-like
Biological process (GO): regulation of membrane potential; potassium ion transmembrane transport
Cellular component (GO): membrane
Molecular function (GO): voltage-gated potassium channel activity
Source: RefSeq, a predicted model, not a curated record